CUUCCAGUUUUCAAACGCGUUUCGAGCAAACCCCGCAAAAAUGGAUUAUCGCUUGCGGCUCGCACUCUUCUGCCCAAUUGUUGUAAUAUUUUUACAGUUACAGGCGACAACUGCCAAUGAUCGCAAUAUCGAGCUGAAUUCCUUUCAAGCGUUGGCAAUUGAUGACUCCUGGGUGGAUUGGGAUACUUUGCGUUUGAAGAAAAAGACGCGCAUGGAAAUGGGCUUGACAGGUGAUGUAAACAUCAAGCAGAAUUUGGGCAAUGAACAGCUAGUUUCGCUGCAAAUUCACAAACACGAUCGUGAGAAUAAUCGACGUGGCCCGCUUGUGUUUCAAACGCAAAAACCGUUCUGUAAACUAGUGGAAUCACUCAAGAGCACAUAUGAUGGCAUGGUGGAAGCAUCAAAUUUACCGAAAAAGUUCGAGUGUCCAUUCCCAAAGAACACCUACACCUACAAGGACUAUGUACUUGAUACCAAUGACCUUGUGAAGGACAUACCGAAUGGCGAUUAUAUUAUUGAGGCAGUCUUGAAACAUAACGGAAAGCCCGUUAGUGUGAUGCUAGUGGAUGUGACAGUUUCAAAUUAAAUUCGAAAUUAUUUUUCAUUUCACAAAUAUUGUUAUUUUCUAUAUUAAUAUUUAUAUGCUAAUUAAUUUUUGACGUUUUCAUAUAUAUAUACAUAUAUGUAUAUAUUGCGUACAACUAUGUAUAUCUGCUGCUAAACCGUUUGUCGACCUUUAUAAAUAAUAAUGUUGUGAAAUAUAAAUUAAACUUUUAAUGCA
Messenger RNA from Bactrocera dorsalis (oriental fruit fly), 781 nucleotides. RefSeq lists its product as uncharacterized. The transcript has 3 exons. The record is from RefSeq and is a predicted model, not a curated record. Bases 41 to 586 code for a protein of 181 amino acids. Lineage: Eukaryota; Metazoa; Arthropoda; Insecta; Diptera; Tephritidae.